GUACGGCCAGUGUAUACACCUGAAUUAAACUGUGGUGAUCACAAACUAGCAGUCCACCCAGCUCCUAAGUCGUUACAAACCCAUACAUUUUCGUCGGAUGUAUGCCUUGACCCAGACAACCUCCCGCCACAAGACGUCAGAAGGAAGUUUAUUUUACUUAUGGAGUCCUAUGACCAUGUUUUCGACCGAGAUAUCAAGGGCUAUAACGGAGCAGCAGGCUCAUUCGAAGCUAAGGUGAACAUGGGACCUGUGGAACCACCUCAGCGAAAGGGUCGCCUACCUCAAUAUGCCCGUGACCAAUUGCAGGAGCUUCAGGCAAAGUUUGAUGAACUUGAAAAGUUGGGUGUUUUCAAGGUCCGGAAGAUGUCAAUGUUUCCGUGGAGUAUCUGA
Paramuricea clavata is the source of this 390-nucleotide messenger RNA. Lineage: Eukaryota; Metazoa; Cnidaria; Anthozoa; Malacalcyonacea; Plexauridae. The record is from the annotation of a GenBank genome assembly.